Mesorhabditis spiculigera is the source of this 1440-nucleotide messenger RNA. Lineage: Eukaryota; Metazoa; Nematoda; Chromadorea; Rhabditida; Rhabditidae. The record is from the annotation of a GenBank genome assembly.
AUGGCAGAUGUUAGAAAAGAAUCAACCCUACCGGGUGCGCAUCUGUCUAUUGCUGCACUUAUCGUAUCGCUGGGAGGAUCUGCCAACUUUGCCUACCACCUGAUCAUCACCAACCCGGCGCAAGAUGCCUUCAUGCGUUUUGUGUCGGACUCUUUUUUUAAUAAGCAUGGCCGGAGGUUGACGUUUGAGCAGCUUGAGACUACAUGGUCUAUAAUCGUCUCCAUCCUUUAUUGGGGCACGAUGGUGGGCGCGCUGUUGAUUCAGACGUUUUCCAAGCAUCUCGGCCGGAAACGAGCACUAACGGUGGCGAAUGUGAUGCAGGCCUUUUCAGUGUCUUUGGCAAUCUAUUCGUAUUUUGCGACAGACUACAUUUUAUACACGAUUUCGAGGUUUCUGCUGGGGAUAGCGCAGGCGUUGGCGCUGGGAAUAGGACCGAUGUAUAUCAUGGAGUGCAGUCCUGCGCGAUGCCGGGGUGUCAUUUCUCUAUCUACCGGCCUCAUCAUGCAGUCUUUCAUCGUACUCGCCGCCAUCGUCGCCUUGCCGAAGAUGUGGGGCAACGACGAGGACUGGUGGUACCUCUACGCCUUUGAACUCGUCGAACUAGUGCUGGUCACGAUACUCUCCCAAUUUCUGCCAGAAAGCCCUCCCGUGCUACAGCUCCAAGGAAAACACGCAGAGGCCCAGAAAAGCAUCCAGUAUUAUCAUGGUGUUUCACAGGUUGAGGCAGAGGGACUACUAUCCACCGAAGAAGUCCCCGUCGAACGGGUUAAGGAUUUGGGAUUGUUUGAGGUGCUCUUCAAGGCCGAAUCGCGAAAGGGCACCGUCCUCGGCUGCACGGCCAUGUUUGCUAUGUGUUUCAGUGGUCUAGUAGUCGUAAAUGCGUUUGCCAUCGAAAUUCUGCGCAACACGGGUCUUUCCGAGGAUUCGGCCGCCUAUGCGAAUGUUGGAAUUUGUUUGAUAUCGGUGGUCGGCAUCCUAAUCGCCGCCAUGGUUGUCGAGCGCUUCGGCCGUCGUCCAUUGGUGCUAUUCGGGAUUUUUGGAUGUGCCGUCGCAAACGUGGCAAUUUUCGGCUUCAUGUUCGGAUAUGAGAAGACUGGGAACCAAACCCUCGGCUGGUGUCUGGUCGCUACCAUUUGCAUCUUCAUCCUGAUCUGCUGCUCCACAAUUGCUCCGCUAUCAUUCUUUUUGACGAGUGAACUCGUUGAUGCUAAAGCCAGACCUGCGGCAGCUACAUGGGCUAAUUUGAUCCUGGCUGCAAGCCGUUCCAUCCUGUUGGCCCUGUUUCUGCCGCUCAAACUGUGGCUAGGAGCUCCAACGACCUAUUUAAUUUUGUUCGUCCCGCCGCUCGUCUUCUGCUUCAUCUUUUUGUACUAUCGAUUACCGGAGACGAAGCAUGGCAAGAAGGAGGCUGAUGGCCAGAUUAAGUUCAUCGACGAGGAA